AGCUCCCGUCUCUGUUCGUGACUCAGGUCUUCUGAUCCAAUCAGCUGCCAGCUCCUGGGCUCAGGCCCCGCCCCUUGGCUGCAGGCUGUGGUGGAGUGAUCUGAUUGGCUCUGACUCCUCUGGCCAAUCAGCUGUCAGGAUGUUCCUGCCAAUGUCUGGCCUGUCUCACCUGGUUGCCGUGGUAACGCUCUCUCGACGAAACCCGAGCAGGCGUGGCAGCCGGCCGUCACCUGAGCCGCUCUGAAUGUUUGAUGCGUUCCAUCAGAGAUCCUGGAACACCUGAGCAGAACGCCGCCGCCGCCGCCAGAGGAGGAGCGCCGCAACGCCGCAGGUAACCUGGAGUCAGCUGGAAACACCUGGAGACACUUGGCAGCUUCUGGUUCUGCUGGGUUCUCAGACUCACCUGACCAGCUUCAUGUUGGUUCUGCUGGUAUUCCCAACCAGUGACCUGUUAAUUUUUCUGUGGAGCGAAGAAGGUUCUGGUUCUGGAUCUGGUUCUGGAUCAGCCAUGGGGAUCUGAGGCUGGCUUCUUCUUCUGGACGUUCAGGCCCGGUUCUAAUUUCCGUCGUUCAGGAUCCAGAGGUUUCUGCUCCGGUUCUGCUGGCAGAUCCGGUCCCGUUAGAUCGGACCUGCAGGAACCGACAGAGCUGAAAUCAGGGCCAGCUGGGCUUGCUGCUGGGAGCAGAAAGUUCUGUUGUGACCCGCGGGUCACUCAGAGUCCGAUUCGGUCCAGAUGGUCCCCUCCGUUCUCUCAGUAGGAAGUCUGAAUCUGAAAGGAACCAAUAGAAACGAUGCAACUAGCCAGGGGGCGGGGCUAGAGGGCAAGUAUCCAAUGGGAAACCAGGACCAGAACCGGAACCAGACCAGAACCAGAACCUUGACCUCUACCUGGAACUUUUAUCCAAUCAGAUUGUUUGGCUCGUGGAUCCGGCUGAUCUGAUUGGCUGCCAGUGUUCCUGAGCUGCUCUGUGGCGACCCCUGCUGGAUCUGUAGAAUAACGUCUUGAUACAUAUCUUUGUUUUUUUAUUUUUCUGUCGGAUAAACUUCAGAUUCAGUUUCUCCGCUGAGAAACGUUCUGGAAAUGUGGAGCUGAAACCAGAGGAGGAAGAAUGAAUAUUAAUUACUAUUAAUUACUAAUCCAUCGGUUAAAAUGAUUGCGUCUGUUUAAGAUCAGCUGCUUACUGAUUGGUCCCCUCUGGCCCCGCCCACAUUUCAUGAACUCUGAGGCUCAGCUUCUCAAAAGUUAUUGAUUCUCUUAAAUAAUUCAGUUAUUUGAUGUGAGCUCAGCCUGGAGGGAGCCUCACUGAGCAUGCUCAGUAGCGUUGGCGUGGUCUGGUGGCUCUGAUUGGAAAUGGGGAAACUGGAUCAGUCCCAGUUUGUUCCUGGAGUUAGUGGGAAAGGUGUGACAUCACCUGCUGUUCUCAACUGGGCGGAGCCACAGUGAUGUCACAGCGGUCUGCAUCAAGGUGUGACGUCACUUCCCUCCAGGUGAUGAACCAGGAUGUCAGACGGGAAGCAGCGCAGUCUGUCCACUUCUGGAGAAUCUCUGUACCAGAUCCUCGGCCUGGAGAAAGGCUGCAGCCAUGACGACAUCAAGAAGUCCUACAGGAAGCUGGCGCUGCGGUUCCACCCGGAUAAGAACCCGGACAACCCGGAGGCGGCGGAGAAGUUCAAGGAGCUGAACAACGCUCACUCGGUGCUGGCCGACCUCAGCAAGAGGAACAUCUACGACUCGUACGGCUCCCUGGGGCUCUACGUGGCGCAGCAGUUUGGAGAGGACAACGUCAACACCUACUUCAUGCUGUCCACCUGGUGGGCCAAGGCUCUGUUCCUGCUGUGCGGCGUUCUGACCGGAUGUUACUGCGGCUGCUGCCUCUGCUGCUGCUGCAACUGUUGCUGUGGGAAACUCAAACCCACUGCUGCGGGCGAGGGGGCGGAGCCAGAGUACGUCUCCCCUGACGACCUGGAGGAGGAGAUUCGCAACAAUCCUGACAACGAUGUAGAGACACCGACCGUCCAGCAGCCCAGCAGCGCCAGCGAGAAGACGCAGCUGAUUGGUGACGGCCACCGCAGAUACGGAGACACCUACACCUGAGAGGGCAAGCAGACCCCAAGCCCCGCUGACCCCAAGCCCCGCUGACCCCGCUGACCCCAAGCCCCGCUGACCCCGCUGACCCCAAGCCCCGCUGACUGGAACACCCAAAUGUUCUUCACCAAAGACACCAAAAUGUCUCUGACGUUCCAAACAUAAAACCUGAUGAACAUUAAAACAUUUGAGACAUUUUCAACUUCAAAGCUUCAGUUUGGAUCUUUUAUGAAAUCACUUCAAUCCGUCUCCAUGUUGUUACUUUGUUAUGAGGCAGAUCAUCUCCUCCAUCAGCUGCUACUGCCAGCUGAGGAAAUGCACCAAAAACAACCAAUCAGAGCCAGGAGGCGGGGCCCAGUGCUAUAAAUCACCUCAUGUACCUGCUGCUAAAUGUGCUAAAGGCGGAGAAACAACUCACUGUUACAGCAAAACUGUUUAUCUGCCGUCAUCAGUUGCUAUGCUAGCUAGUCUAGCAUUCAUGACAAGCUGUGCUAGCAGCAUAGCAGAGAACAAGGAGGGGAAGCAGGCACAACUAAGAGUGAUUGACAGCAUCAAGCCCCGCCUCCAGGCUCUGAUUGGUUGUUUCCAGUUAGCACUCAGAUUAUCUCUCAUAAACUGUCACCACAUAGACAGUUUUAACAAAUAUGUAAAAACAAUAUUUGAUUCAUAAAAGUUACAAACUGCAGCUUUAAGAGAUUUGAGACAAUACAAAGACUGAAACAUCUCUCACCUUCCACCCCGCCGACCUUUAACCCUAAACCCUGAAGCAGCUGCAUCCGGGUCUGAACAGAACCCGCCUCCGUUGGGGAUGGUGACUUCCUGAAGCUAACCAAACUCCUGCUCUGAUUGGCUGUUUGAUGAUGAGUCAACCUGGAGGAGGAGCUUAAACUCUUUGUUGUGUUGAUAUGGAGACAGCGGUGGUCACGUGACCCGCUGGAAGCUCCGCCCCUCCGUUUGUAUGCUAAUAAAGGACUGAAGUGUGA
Messenger RNA from Xiphophorus hellerii (green swordtail), 3069 nucleotides. Its product is annotated as dnaJ homolog subfamily C member 5-like. The coding region runs from base 1502 to 2095 and encodes 197 amino acids. NCBI's taxonomy places the organism in Eukaryota, Metazoa, Chordata, Actinopteri, Cyprinodontiformes, Poeciliidae. The transcript is spliced from 4 exons. The record is from RefSeq and is a predicted model, not a curated record.